AUGUAAUAAUCAGAAAAAUAUUUGAUUGUGAGAGUAAUUGUGAUAAUAUUGUGCCUUUUGUCAAUGAUUGGAUGUUCUCUAAUUUUAUGGACAUUAUUCAAAACACCUAGAUUAAGUAAAAACCCAGGGAGUAUUAUUUAAAGAAUGACCAUUGCCUAAAUUGUAUUGAAAAGAAUGUUAUUAGAUUAUUACAUUUUUGAUGCUAUUUGCUUAAUUUUACAUUGAUAAUGAUGAUAAUAAGAUUGGUGCUGCCUUUACAAUAUCAUCUAAUUUUUGCUCAUUUCUAGGGUUUAACGAGAUAUUUUUCUCAUCUGAAUAUAUACUCUAUAAUGUUUAUUUUCCAAUAAAUCUAUACUUUUCACUCAAAACACAGAACUUUAAUUUUACUAAAUAUUUUAAAUAAAUGGAGAUAAUCUCUUUCAUGUUUUCAUUUGUAUUUACUAUGACAAUGCUCCUCAUACAUGAUAUUAAAAUAAAGUAUAUUUAAAUUAAUAUAAUAUAGUUUUGUUGGAGUAUGUGGUCUAUUUUUAUAAGAGAUAUCUACAAUUUUUGGUAGUAUUUUGGCAAUCAUAACAAUAAGUGUUUUAAUAUUGUUAAUUUUCAUAGCAUCUGAAAAAUCAUCAUUCAAAACUACUCUUUAUAAUAAAGAUUCAGAAAAAUUUCACUUUAAAUAUCAAAAAGAAUUCAAAAUUGUUAAUAUAUUAUAUACUACUGUAUUUUUAGUUACUUAUUUGAUUCCAACAUGUCUUAUAUUUUUGAGUUAAUCAAAUAAUUAAAAUAACAAUCAUUACUAUUUACUUCCAAUUAUCUAUCCUUUAGGAGGUAUAUUACUUUUUUUGAUCAGAAUAAAUGAUCCAAUUGUUAAAAAGUACUUAUAUAAUGUAUUAACUGGAAAGAAGAAGAAAAAUUAAAAUAAUAAAUUAAAGGAUAAACUUUUACAAAAUUAGGAUGUAUUAAUUAAAUUUUAUAUUAGUUUAAUAUAAUUGAAUAGAUUAGUAUUGAUUCUGGACUAGAAAUCAGUGUUUGUAAUAAUAAGAAACUUAGAUAUACAGUUAAAUAAGUACUGAGUGAAAAAUAAAUAUAAUCAGAUAUUACACUUACUUCACAUUUUGGAAGUGGAUUUUAAACUAAAUUAAUUAAGAGUAAUUAAGAAUUAUUUAUUUUAUUACUAUCUAUUAAAAAUGCUAUUAAUUAAUGUAUUUAAUAGAAGUCAUAUUCAUUUAAAAACUUAAAACCAUUUAAUUUUAAUCAUAUUACAAAAUAUUCAUUAUAUUUGUAAGAUGAUUUUAAAGAGAUGGAUUAAAAGUACAAAAAUUUUAAUGUAUAUUUAUUAAAUAAUUAGAAUCUGUGUUUGAAGGAUUAUGUUAAUGAAUUAUGUUAUAAAAGAGUAAUAUAUUGUUAUAGUUAUGCUAGCAAUACUCUGAUUCAUCUUUUUAGUUAAAUGUUAAAUAUUGAUUUAGAUCAAUUAAGAACUAGUUUAAAAAUUGAAUCAAAUACUAAAAAAAUAGUCAAUACUAAAUUACCUUCAUCAUAUGGACCCAUCUUUUUGACUUAUGAUAAUUAUUUUUCGAUUGAAAUUAUUUCAAAAUAACAUAAAUUACUUUUAACAAAGGGAGGAGGGUUGAUGAAUAUUUGUAAACGUUAUCAAAUUGAAUAUAGUAAAUCAAAAAAUGGUAAUACAUUAUUACCUGCUAUUUUGGGAUUGUAUACAAUAUAAAUUGAAGAAGAUAGAUUUAUAAAUGUUGUAUUAAAGUUAAAUUAACUAAAAAUAAAUUAUCCCUUAUAAAUAAAUUAAAUUAGUAUCCCAGAAGAAUAAGAUCAUCUAAUUUAAUAAGAUGUAUUUGGUUGGAUAUAAUUAAGUUUAGAAAAAGGAUAAUUUAAGUUAUUUAUAGCAGAAAAAUUAUUUGAUGAUAAAUUUUAAAUUAGAAUUGAAGAUAAUGAUUUCAAGUUAUCUAAAAGUGCAGCAUAAGAUUUAUUGACUAUUUUAAGUAAAGAUAUUGAAGAGUUCUGUUUUUUUAGAAAUCUAACUUUAUCUUUGGUUUAUUUUAAAUUACCAACAAAUAGAUUAGAUUCUAUGUGUAAACAUGAAAAUUCAUUAUCUUAUCAUUAUUAAUUAAUUAAGAAUAGUUAAUAAAUGACUCCAUUAUAGAUGAAUGAAUAUUUUAAAGGUUUAGGAUAAUUUGAAUUAGAUAGUAAAAUAGGAUUCGUUAGAAUAUAUAUAGAUAACUUUUGGCAAGAAUGGGAAUAUAUAUAAGAGAAUGAGAGAUGUUUUUAUUUUGAUAAACUAACAGAAUAGUUAUCAGAAAUAAUUUGA
Paramecium pentaurelia is the source of this 2314-nucleotide messenger RNA. NCBI's taxonomy places the organism in Eukaryota, Ciliophora, Oligohymenophorea, Peniculida, Parameciidae. The record is from the annotation of a GenBank genome assembly.